AUGCAUCGAGCCCGCCAUCCGCCGCCGCCUGUGCGUGCGCCCUACACACUUCACGGGCCGGAGAGGCUGCCCAGGAGGUUCCGGAGAGCGUGCGCCACCCAGCGGCCGAGGCUGUUCUUGGAAGUGCCGGGGGUCCGCAUUGGAGCGGGCGCGAGGGUCCGGGCGGGGGAGGGCGCGGGGAUUCCGAGCCUGUGCCGCGCUAGACCACGCUGUCGCCGGCGCCCCUCAGGUGGCCGCCGGGGCGGGUGCGUCCCCUCCGGGCCUGUGCCUGCCCUGCGCACCGCACUAGCGACCGCAGCCCCGGCGGCGGCGCGGCUAGGCCCCCGCCCCCAGGAGGCUCCACACACACCGAAUCCCGGGCCGAGGAGCGCGAGCAGGAAGGACGAGCGAGGGGCGCGGCGCGUCCUGCUCCGAGGCGUGCGUGCGGGCGGAGAUCCCGGGGACCCGAGCAGCGUGGGUCCCGCCGGCGAGCACCGCUGCCGGGCGCUGGCGUGCUCGGCUCCCGGCCCGGGGCUGGCCCGAGCGGGCUCAUCGUGGGCGCAGCAGAUCCGGCAGCGAGGAGGCGCCCUCAGGCUAUAA
Molecule: messenger RNA, 579 nt
Organism: Heterocephalus glaber (naked mole-rat)
Lineage: Eukaryota; Metazoa; Chordata; Mammalia; Rodentia; Bathyergidae
Source: RefSeq, a predicted model, not a curated record